AUGGUUUUUACUUGCAUGUCUAAUGUCUACAUUGGAAUCCCUAAGUAAAAACAGCCUAUGAGCUUUAUUUUAUCAAAUCCUUUGAGCUUACCUAUUGCAGACACAAUGAAUUUUGUUUUCAAUACAGAAUGUUCACUUUAAAAUAAGUGCAAAUAUGCUUCAAGUGAAUUUGAGAAUCCAUAGCCUCAAUAAUUACACUUUUUUAAUGAAAAACUGUCACUAAGCUUAUAAACUAUUUAAAAAAACUACACUAAAGACUUAGAUGAAUACUCUGUUAUUUAAGGCAAUUUAGUAUCAGACAAUUUUUAUCUUUCUCAAGAUGAUUCACCUAUUUAAUUGGAAUUUAUCUCUGUCUACAAUUUUACUACUACAUAAUAUGUUGGAAAUGGAUUUAUAAAUUUAGUAAAUGGAAAUCAAAAUGGUAUAUUUAUAUAAGGCUAUCUGUAGAAUAAGCUAAUAAGUCCUAUUUUUUAAUUUGGUGUUGACAUUUUUAAUGCUAAAUUAUUAAUAGAUUAUAAUAUAACAAGCAAUACUAUAUAUCCAAUUAUAAAAACUUAUUCGACUAAUAAAUGGGAUGUGCAAAUGACUGGAUUGGUUUUAGGAGAUAUGGAUAUGGUAGCCUAUGCUCAUUACUAGACUUUUAUUAUUCAAACUUAUGUAUACUCUGCCCUUCCUAUUAGCAUUGCAAAAUAUUUAAAGAAUAAAUACAGUUAGUAUUUUUCAGAUUCAUACACUACAUUGAUAAAUUGUUUUGGUUGUGAGUGUGCAUCAUAAUUCCCAAAUUUAUAUGUAUAUACAAGCGAGUAUAGAAUUAAUAUUCCAUUAGAAGAGUUUCUGUUUACAAACACAAAUAAUUAGUGUUAAAUUAAUAUCUCUUCUUCAAAUUUAUUGUUUGGUAUCAGACAGAUACUUUUCAAUGGCGUAAUAUUCAAUCCACUUCAAGGUGAACUUUAGUUCCCUGGUGCUAAAUAAAUGUUGCAUCCAUCUAUUACUCUCUUAUAGAUAAUAUUUAUUUAAUCAAAUAUUUGGCUUAUAUUUAUUUUAGGAUUACUUUUUAAAUAUGAAAGAAAUUCUUUAGACCUUAUAUUUGAAACUGAAUAAUAUAUUGAUAAAAAAAAUAAUUAUUUAUAACUUGUUAGAAUUGCUAAAUAAUAACAAAAAUGA
This is a messenger RNA of Tetrahymena thermophila SB210, 1164 nucleotides long. RefSeq names its product transmembrane protein, putative. Lineage: Eukaryota; Ciliophora; Oligohymenophorea; Hymenostomatida; Tetrahymenidae. The transcript has 8 exons. The record is from RefSeq and is a predicted model, not a curated record.